CUUCCCAUUGCAACCAAACUUCAAGGUGGCAUUCUAAGUCUGAUAAUCUUUCCAGCCGGCCUCUUGUUUAUCUUCAUGGUACCUCCGCAAAGCAAUAUCAAAACCGCUUUUCCUGAUCGAGAGCCCCUUUCUGGUCAUAUGCUUCAGGCACUUGGUACUCAUGGGGAGUAGUCCAACCCCGCCAUUUUUAACGGUCUGAGGUGAAGAGGAGAAGACCCAAUGAUUCUAUCUGCAAGAAUCGCAGUCCCCUCAGUCUCCGUUGCUUUCCCAGGUGGUCUUGUACGGUCCACUCAGUUAAAGUUCCAAGCUUUCCUCAAACAGCCCUCGGUUGCAAGGACCGACCCUGUUCCAAACAAAUCAUGCGCCCACGGCAACAGUCUCAGAGUCCUCGAAUGGGAUAAGCUCUGCGACUCCGUUGCCUCCUUUGCCGGCACCUCACUAGGCCGCAAGGCUACAAAGAACCAGCUGGCUUCUCUUAAUCAGACGUAUGAGGACAGCUUGAGGCUUUUGGAGGAGACUAAUGCGGCCGUGGAGAUGCACAAACAUGGCGGUUUCAGCUUGGACUUUGGUGGCAUUAACGUUGCUCUGGUAAGGUCUGCGAUUCAGCACGUAUGGAGAGACUCACCAAUAACGGGACAUGAAGCAAUAGCCUUCUCUUCUCUAUUGCAAUUUGCUGAAAGUUUGCAGCUUAGCCUGAGGGCGGUACUCAAGGAAGAUGCAGACUGGCACGGACGCCUGAUGCCUCUUACUGAAGUAAUCCUGCAAAUGGUGGUAAAGAGAUCACUAAUCAAGUUGAUACAGCAAGUCAUAGAUGAAGACGGCUCUGUUAAAGACUCCGCAAGUCCUUCGCUGAGGCGAGCACGUGAGCAGGUGCAGAUGCUUGAAAAUAAGCUACAUCAGUUGAUGGACAGUUUAAUCAGGAGCGAGAACGACAAAUCAUCCUUCCUAGAAGUCAGUAAUGUUGAUGGAAGGUGGUGCAUAAGCUCAGGGGUCGAUAGUCGGACAAACUUCGGAGGCCUGUUGUUAUCAAGUGGUUCAGGUCGUGGAAGCAUCAUAGAGCCACUUGCUGCGGUUCCUUUAAAUGACGAGUUGCAACAAGCGAGGGCAUUAGUGGCUAAGGCUGAGGAUGAAGUGCUCCUAAUGCUAACAAAGAAGAUGCAAAUGGAUCUUGAAGACACCGAAAUGCUACUGCACACUAUGGUCAAACUAGAUGUGAUCAAUGCUAGAGCAACAUAUAGCCUUUCAUAUGGCGGGAGUUGCCCAGAUUUGUUUCUGUUUCAACACGACAAUAUCUCAGAGGGUCUGCAAAAUGGGGAGUGGACAUUGUUUCUCCCUGAAGCUUAUCAUCCUUUGUUACUUCAGCAGCACAGGCAAAGCUUACAGAAGGCAGAGAAAGAUAUAAAUGAUGCAGCUGCAGAAAUUGGGAGAAGAAAAAUGCAGCCAGAAAGAGCUACAUGGAAGAAUGAAAGAGAUAUUGAUCUUUCGGCCUUAAAAGAGAGGGUUGUUGCACUUAAACAAGCUCGCCCAGUUCCAGUCGAUUUCUUCAUAUCUCGAAAAACUAGAGUUCUUGUUGUUACUGGACCUAAUACGGGCGGGAAGACUGUGUGCCUGAAAACGGUUGGAUUAGCCACUAUGAUGGCAAAAUCAGGGCUUCACGUUUUAUCGGCUGAAUCAGUGAAGAUUCCUUGGGUUGAUUCAGUAUUUGCCGAUAUUGGUGAUGAACAAUCUUUGUCGCAAUCUCUGUCUACCUUCUCCGGACACUUGAAACAAAUCAAUGACAUUCAAUCAGAGUCGACAACCCAGUCACUGGUGCUACUGGACGAAGUUGGAGCAGGGACAAACCCUAUCGAAGGAGCAGCACUGGGAAUGUCAUUGCUGGAAACUUUUGCUGAGAACUCUUUAUUGACAAUAGCUACGACUCACCAUGGUGAACUCAAAACCUUGAAGUACAGUAAUGAAGCUUUUGAGAAUGCUUGUAUGGAGUUCGAUGAUGUGAAGCUAAAGCCUACUUACAAGAUUCUGUGGGGAAUACCAGGGCGCUCAAAUGCGAUUAAUAUAGCAGAAAGACUAGGACUACCUGCUCCAAUUGUCGAAGAUGCUCGAGAACUCUACGGGGCAGCAAGUGCAGAGAUUAAUGAGGUCAUAAUUGACAUGGAAAGAUUCAAGCAAGAAUCUCGAGAUCUCCUAGAAGAGGCACGGAAUUACCUCAAGCUAUCAAGAGACCUCCACGAAAAUCUGCUAAUCUCCAAGAGGAAAAUCGAGAGACAUGGCACUAAGCUGAGGCAGAAAAAGCUGCAAGAAAUAUCGGAGGCUGCCACUAGGGCUCGUUCGAUUCUCCAUAGUAAAGCAAGGCAAUUUCGGGAGUCCGCAGCACAGAAAGUCCAACCAAUUAGAGUGAACACAAGUCAGCAGAAAUUUACCAAAGUGCCGCAAGACGGUAAAAAAGAGAAGAACGAAGAUCUCAUGCCUACAAAGAGCGUUUUAUCUUCUCCUGAAGCUUCAGAGGAGGCAAAGGCCAGACUUGAUGAGAGGACUGUUCUUCCGGAAGUGGGUAGCUCGGUGCAUGUUUUGUCGCUUGGAAGGCAAGCAAUGGUUCUAAAAGUGGACCCCUCCAAGGAAGAGGUAGUAGUGCAAGCGGGUAACAUGAAGCUGAAGUUGAAACUUAUUGACAUCAGGACCUGAAUCAUAGAAAAACGAGCUGCACAUACAACGCUAUUCAAGGUAAUGAUCUCAGAGGCAAUGUUACCCUGCUAUACUGGUAAGUUGUAGAGGUAGAGUUUAUAUCGAUUUAUUUCUCGGGUCAGAAAAAGUUCCUGGAGGACCAAAUUGUACCUCCAAUGGAAGCGGUUGUCCCUGUCGUCGUAGGGGCACUCUUGUAAUUUCGUAGUUCGACAGAAAGAGCGAUGCUCGAUGGUUGAUCCUGAAUGGAAUGAUGCAAGCUGCAGAACAUCCCUCAUCAAAACACGCAUCCCCUUGCACGGAAUUUCUUUACUUUUUCCAAUUUUUUUAAGGUUUUGGGUUUUGACUUUGCUUCCUAAUAACAUUUAUGAACAUCUUUGGUAUCUUCCUCGCCCUCCUUAAUUCCUUCCUUGAAUUUAGUAGAAAAAUAGAAAAGGGGACACUUUCCUGUAUGUAGUGCUUGGCUCCUGUGUAACCCAUUAUGAGGAAAUGAAGAUGCAAUUUCCUCCUCUCUAA
Punica granatum (pomegranate) is the source of this 3195-nucleotide messenger RNA. Lineage: Eukaryota; Viridiplantae; Streptophyta; Magnoliopsida; Myrtales; Lythraceae. The record is from RefSeq and is a predicted model, not a curated record.